GUUUUAGCGCCGGGCACAAAUUGGAUAUUAUUACAGACCCGACUACCGGUUUCAAAGGACUAACUAACCGCCACUAUGGGUUCAACAGUCAACAUCCUCCCAAAACCCUAACCUCCGAUUUUUGAUCUUCACAACUCAAUACUCGAAUCCCUAUCCAGACAUUAUGUCAAUCUAAAAUCGAACAUAAAAAAAGGAGAAACCCCAAUCAUUUCCCUUGCAAUGACCAAAGUAUACGGCACAGGCGCGUACGAUUUCAAGCGCCACCGGGUUGCGGAGUACCCGGUCGAGUUGCAAACUCAACUUAGCGACAAGCCAGUUGAGUCCAAACCUGGUUCGACACUCCCUAGCUCGAUAACCCUAUCGGAGAUUCAACGCGACCGGUUAACCAAGAUUGCUGCAGAAAAUUGGCUAAAGACUGGUGGCACGGAAUCCGAUGGGACCAAGAAGAAAGAGUUCGAUCCUGAGCUGGUGAAGCAAAUAUACGAGACGGAGUUGAAGGUUAAGGAGGGAAGAAAGACUGUGCCAUUGCAGAGAGUGAUGAUUUUGGAGGUUAGUCAGUAUUUGGAGAACUAUCUCUGGCCGAAUUUUGACCCGGAAACUGCUACAUUUGAGCAUGUUAUGUCCAUGAUUCUCAUGAUCAACGAGAAGUUUCGAGAAAAUGUGGCAGCUUGGUUAUGCUUUUAUGAUCGGAAAGACGUCUUCAAGGGAUUCUUGGAGAGGGUUCUUCAGCUGAAGGAGGGCAGAGAGUUGAGUAUAUCAGAGAAGACAAAUUACCUAGUUUUUAUGAUUAAUGCCUUCCAGAGUUUGGAAGAUGAAAUCGUCAGUGAGACAGUCCUGAAAUUAGGAAGCUUACAGUCAUGGCACUGUCUAUCAUAUGGUCGAUUUCAGAUGGAGCUUUGUCUUAAUCCAGAGUUGAUCAAGAAAUGGAAAAGGAUGGUGAAGAGAGAGAUUAAGGAGGCGAUGAAAGGAGGACAACCUUUUGAUCCUUCAACUUCUCUUGAAGUGAAGUUCUUGAGAAAUCUGAUUGAAGAGUUUCUUGAUGUGCUUGAUUUCCAGAUUUUUCCUCAAAAAAGUUCUAUUAAUGGCGAUGGACUUGCUAGUGGUUUUGAGGAAGUUGAUGAUUCAGCAGUCUUGUACUGUGAGAGGUUCAUGGAAUUUCUCAUUGAUCUGUUGAGCCAACUGCCAACAAGGAGGUACCUGAGGCCUCUCGUGGCUGAUGUAGCUGUUGUUGCAAAAUGCCAUUUAAGUGCCCUUUACAAACAUGAAAAAGGGAAGCUAUUUGCACAACUGGUUGACUUACUCCAGUUCUAUGAGAGGUUUGAGAUCAAUGAUCAUAGUGGGACACAAUUGACAGAUGAUGAAGUGCUCCAAUCUCAUUAUGAUCGUUUCCAAGCUUUCCAGCUUCUUGCCUUUAAGAAGAUUCCCAAGUUGCGAGAACUUGCAUUAUCUAAUAUUGGUGCAAUUCACAAGCGAGCUGAUCUCUCCAAGAAAUUGUCUGUGCUCUCUCCUGAAGAGUUGAAGGACUUGGUUUGUUGCAAGCUCAAACUGGCUUCUGACAAAGAUCCCUGGUCUGAAAGAGUUGAUUUUCUUAUUGAAGUCAUGGUCUCAUUCUUUGAAAAACAACAGUCUCAAAAGGAAGCUAUAAAUGCACUUCCACUUUAUCCAAAUGAGCAAAUCAUGUGGGAUGAAAGCCUUGUACCAAGCAUCAAUUACUCCGGAGAAGGUUGUCUGGCACUUCCAAAACUUAAUUUGCAAUUUCUAACACUCCAUGAUUAUCUUCUACGAAACUUCAAUCUCUUUCGGCUUGAAUCAACAUAUGAGAUUCGUGAGGAUAUUCAAGAAGCUGUUCCACAUCUCCUUGCCUAUAUAAAUAAUGAAGGAGAAACAGCAUUUCGUGGUUGGUCAAGAAUGGCUGUGCCAAUAAAAGAGUUUAAGAUUGCUGAGGUAAAACAACCAAAUAUAGGUGAAGUCAAGCCAUCAUCUGUUACAGCUGAAGUUACUUUUAGCAUUUCCAGUUAUAAAUCACAAAUAAGAUCAGAGUGGAAUGCCCUUAAGGAGCAUGAUGUGUUGUUUUUACUCUCAAUACGACCUUCGUUUGAGCCUCUUAGUGCUGAAGAAGCUGGAAAGGCCACUGUGCCGCAGAGGCUUGGUCUCCAGUAUGUACGGGGGUGUGAAAUUAUUGAGAUUCGUGACGAGGAGGGAACACUCAUGAAUGAUUUUACUGGAAGAAUUAAACGGGAUGAGUGGAAACCUCCAAAAGGUGAACUGAGAACUGUUACAGUUGCUUUAGAUACAGCACAAUAUCACAUGGAUGUCACUGAUAUUGCGGAGAAAGGUGCAGAAGAUGUAUAUGGGACAUUUAAUGUGUUAAUGAGAAGGAAACCUAAGGAGAAUAACUUCAAAGCAAUUUUAGAAUCCAUAAGAGAUCUCAUGAAUGAAUACUGUAUUGUUCCUGACUGGCUGCACAACAUAUUUCUGGGCUAUGGGAAUCCUUCUGCAGCACAGUGGACCAAUAUGCCUGAUCUUCUUGAAACAGUAGAUUUCAAAGAUACUUUCCUUAAUGCAGACCAUUUAAAGGAGAGUUUUCCAGAUUACCAGGUUUGUUUUGUGAAUCCAGAUGGUUCAGAAAGCUUGCAUCCAAGACCUCCCUUUCGAAUUAGAUUUCCUAGGAUGCUGAAAGGCAAUAGUCAUGCACUUCCAGGGAAUAAGAAAUUAAAUAUUGAUUCGGUGAAUGAUGUCGACAUGGAUGGAGGUGAGAAAGAAAAACUUAUUGUGGAGGCAUACAUUCCUCCUGACCCUGGGCCUUAUCCUCAAGAUCAGCCAAAACAGAACUCAGUCAGAUUUACGUCCACACAGGUUGGAGCAAUCAUAUCUGGUAUCCAGCCAGGGCUGAGUAUGGUUGUUGGACCGCCUGGUACAGGGAAGACUGAUACAGCUGUGCAAAUCUUGAAUGUUCUGUAUCAUAAUUGUCCUUCUCAAAGAACAUUAAUAAUAACCCAUUCAAAUCAGGCGUUAAAUGACCUCUUUGAGAAGAUAAUGCAGAGAGAUGUACCUGCACGCUACCUUCUUCGAUUGGGUCAAGGUGAACAAGAGCUAGCAACUGAUCUUGACUUCAGCCGGCAAGGUCGUGUCAAUGCAAUGCUUGUUAGACGAUUAGAAUUGCUUGGUGAAGUGGAAAGGCUUGCAAGAUCUCUCCAGCUUCCUGAGGAUGUUGGGUACACAUGUGAGACCGCUGGAUAUUUUUGGUUACUUCAUGUGUACUCGCGCUGGGAACUAUUCCUGGCUGCUUGUGCCGAUAAUGAAGAUAAACCAACAUUUGUUCAGGACCGCUUUCCAUUUAAGGAGUUCUUUUCCAAUACGCCUCAGCCAGUUUUUACUGGUCAGUCAUUUGAGAAAGACAUGCGGGCAGCUAAGGGGUGCUUUCGUCAUCUCCAGACUAUGUUCCAAGAACUAGAAGAGUGUAGGGCAUUCGAAUUGCUCAAAUCAACAGCUGAUCGAGCAAAUUAUCUUAUGACCAAGCAAGCAAAGAUAGUGGCAAUGACCUGCACUCAUGCAGCUCUUAAAAGGAAGGAUUUUCUUCAGUUAGGUUUCAAGUAUGACAACUUGUUGAUGGAAGAAAGUGCCCAAAUUUUGGAGAUUGAAACUUUUAUUCCAAUGUUGCUUCAGAGGCAGGAGGAUGGCUAUGCACGGCUAAAACGGUGCAUUCUUAUUGGAGAUCAUCACCAGUUACCUCCUGUUGUGAAGAACAUGGCAUUUCAGAAGUACAGCCACAUGGAUCAGAGCUUAUUUACCAGGUUUGUUCGUCUGGGCAUUCCUUAUAUUGAGCUCAAUGCCCAGGGUAGAGCCAGGCCAAGUAUAGCCAGACUCUAUAAUUGGAGGUACCGAGAUCUGGGAGACCUUCCCUAUGUGAAGGAGGCAGCCAUCUUCCACAAAGCUAAUGCUGGAUUCUCUUAUGAAUAUCAGUUGGUGGAUGUGCCUGAUUACCACGGCAGAGGUGAGACUGCUCCUUCUCCUUGGUUCUACCAGAAUGAGGGAGAGGCUGAAUAUGUUGUCAGUGUCUACAUCUACAUGCGUUUAUUAGGAUAUCCUGCAAACAAGAUUUCCAUCUUGACAACUUACAAUGGCCAGAAACUUCUGAUUCGUGAUGUUAUCAACAGGCGAUGUGUUCCAUAUGAUUUCAUUGGUCCACCUAGUAAGGUUACAACAGUUGAUAAAUUUCAAGGGCAGCAGAAUGAUUUUAUUUUACUUUCUCUUGUACGUACUCGCUUUGUGGGUCACCUUCGUGAUGUUAGAAGAUUGGUUGUUGCCAUGUCUCGUGCCAGACUUGGCCUUUAUGUGUUCUGUCGACGUUCUCUAUUUGAACAAUGCUAUGAAUUACAACCUACAUUUCAACUUCUGCUUCAGAGACCUGACCGCCUUGCGCUAAACUUGCAUGAGAUUUCUCCAUAUACAGAACGCCAUGUUGAAGAUAUUGGGUACCCGUAUGUUGUCAGCAGUAUUGAGGAAAUGGGACACAUUGUAAUUGAUAAAAUGAAUCAAUUGCAUCAGGCGAGGGUAAACUAUCAGUUUGAGCAGCAUAUGACUUAUUCAUCCAAUAUAUCUGCACCUGCAAAUGGUGAAGCGGAUGACACACUGCAUAAAAGUGAACCAGAGGAAGCUAAAGAGAUGGACGGCAUUGAAAGCGGUGAAAAUGGGGAUUUGCCUCUUCAGAGCCAAGUGGAUGGGGAAAAAGAUACCAAAAAUGGUCUCAAUGGUGAAAGUGGCGAGCUUCCUGAAAGUACAAAUGAGGCGACACGGAUGGAGGAAUAAUCUAAUUUUUAAUUUGGGUGCCUGAGAGUUGAAUAUUUUUCUCUAAUGGCAGGGUACUUUGAAUGUUAAAUGUAGCUGAGGUCUUCACAUGUGCAAUGAUAGUACCUCACCACAUGAUCAUAUCCUAUGGCAAAGAAAUACAGAAGUUGUAGCACGUGUUUCAUCUGUAUAUUCUGAAUCGUCGAUGUAUUAAUGGAGAAAAUUUUACCAUCCAGAGGAAAGUUUUGCUAAUCUUGUUCCUAAUUUUGUAAUUGUAGUCGAAUGCUACAUUGUUCAAGUGUUAUUUAUAAAUGUUGUUCCUUUUCCUACAUCUCCCA
Molecule: messenger RNA, 5126 nt
Organism: Jatropha curcas
Lineage: Eukaryota; Viridiplantae; Streptophyta; Magnoliopsida; Malpighiales; Euphorbiaceae
Product: P-loop containing nucleoside triphosphate hydrolases superfamily protein
Biological process (GO): mRNA splicing, via spliceosome
Cellular component (GO): catalytic step 2 spliceosome
Molecular function (GO): helicase activity; mRNA binding
Source: RefSeq, a predicted model, not a curated record